CCUCGAGCCAGCGCUGAGUGGAGCCUGUCUGCCAACAGCUUCAGCAGCGGCUCUAUCUGGAACCCACUACACUAACUGACAAUUAAAAGAGGCCCCUUUUUCUUCUUAUUUCCGAGGACUAUUCUUCACCAUGGGCGACAAGAAGAGCCCGACCAGGCCGAAAAGACAAGCCAAACAGACCGCCGAUGACGGGUACUGGGACUGUAGCGUCUGCACCUUCAAGAACACCGCCGAGGCUUUCAAAUGCAGCAUCUGCGAUGUGAGGAAGGGCACAUCCACAAGGAAACCCCGGAUCAACUCCCAGCUGGUCGCCCAGCAGGUGGCCCAGCAGUACCCGAUGCCGCCGCCGCCCAAGAAGGAGCGGCGAGAGAGGAGCGAGCGUGCGGACCGGGAGCGCCCGGACGGCGACCACGCCAACGGGGAGGGACGCCCGGAGGCCGAGCGCCCGAAGCCGGCGAGGCCGGAGGGAAACCCCCCCGAGGUGGAGAGGGAGAAGAGCGACGCAGAGCCGAAGCCCAUCACGGACAAACCCAACAAAGAGAGGGAAAUCGUCCCGGCCGUCACGAGGAAGCCCGGCAGCAAAAAGACCAGACCCAAAUCAGACAACCACCACCAGAGCCCGCCCAGCGACAAACACAGCAUUCAGUCUGGAAAAUCAGCAACCAAGACCAACAAGAACUCCCACAUCUCCAGGCCCAAGCUGAAGAACAUCGACCGGAGCACCGCCCAGCAGCUGGCGAUCACCGUGGGCAACGUGACGGUGAUCAUCACAGACUUUAAGGAGAAGACCCGCUCCUCCUCCACGUCCUCGUCCACCAUCACGUCCAGCGCGGGCUCCGAACAGCAGCACCAGAGCUCCGGCUCCGAGAGCAUGGACAAGGGCUCCUCGCGGGCCUCCACGCCCAAAGGGGACCUCCUCUCCGUGGGGCGCGACGAGUCCUUCUGAGGUCCCGUAGCCCCGUCUUAUGUUUGUCCUCCUCCCCUCCCCCCAACACACACACACACACACACACACGUUUCUGGACACUAUGGAUCCCAUAUGGGGAGAGAUAUCACCUUUCCCAUUGGUGCCCUGCCUCCAUUUCAUGACCUCCCCCCUCCCACACACACACACACUCACCCCCGGCUGCGGAGGGCAGUCGGUUGUCUGAGAGGAACUGUGCAGUGAGCCUGCCGGAUGGGGGGGGGGGGCCCCGCUGGGCGAACUCCCCUCGUGGAUACAACGCAUGGAGCCCCGCCCCCCCCCCCCCUCCCCCCUCAUCACCCCCACAGCCUCCCCUGCGGUAGCAUCCAGACACUUGUAUGUAUUGUUUUAUAUUUCUAUGUGGAUGUGAGGCCAAAAUCGACCUUUUUGUUUUUGUUUGUUGUCGUCGUUUUUUUCGUAAAGAAGAAUUCUUCGCCGGGCACAAUAACACCAUCAUUUCAGUAACUUUAAACUAUUAUUACCCUUAUUUAUUACCCGUUGCGCCUGUAUCCUUUGAUAUUCUCUUCUUCUUUUUUUUUUUUUACGUUGAAGCUUUGCCGUGUCGCCCCGCCGAUCCAUCAUUCGUUUUUAUGACUAAGAUGACAGGACUCGAGUCACACACACACCACACACACACACACACACCACACACACACACUGGUGCUAGAUACACUGUGAAGCGGUUUCGCAGAUCUGGGAUUGCCCGUUCACUCAAAUGUGACAGAGUGCUGACGAAUCAAAUUCUCAUUCACUUCUCUCAACAACACUGUCGUCUUCAUCGGGUCCGUCCGGGUCUGUACGGGUCACGGUUCAGACGCCUGACUUUUUCAACUAGAUCGUGUAUGAUUUAGUUUGCUAUAGCAGAUCUCUUAUACAGUAUCGUAUGUCCUUAACUGUACAGUGUAGGCCGUUGUGUAAAACACUAAAAGCUGUUGAUAUUUUCUGCAUUCCGUACUUGGAUAUUGAGGUUUUUUUUUUCUUAAUUCUUUUCUUUUCUUUUCUUCCGGCUCGAGGCGGAGCCGUCCUCUCGGCUCCGGAGCCGGAGUUUAGUGUCUGUGGCGACCGAAGGGCGGUCCCGCUUGGUAAAACCAUCCGGAACUGAAAAAUAGAGCCGUUGUGUCAAGCUGUUGUGAAUCGAUUCCAUCCCUUCUUUCUCUCGCCGCUUUAAAUCUUUAUUCUCUCAAAACCAGACGUCCCAGAAAACGGGGAGUGCAAAGAUUGACAAUUCAGUUGAUUUUUUUUUUACAAUUUUUUAUUUUGUAUUAUUUGUUAUUAAUUUAAGACUCCUGGGGGGAAAAAAAUAAUAUUGCAGUAGACGAUAGAACACAAUUGCCCUUUACAUUUUGUUUUAAACAGCAAGGCUUACUAAAGGGUUUUAAUUCACGUCCACCUUCGCUGACACUAGACCAACAUAAUUUCCUUUUAACUGUAUGAAAUUGUAUAAAGAAUAAAUGUGUAUAUCAUAUCUUAGUUUUAUUUAUUGAAGGACCAAAGGAAUUUCAUAAUGACAUGAUACAUAGACAAAUAAAUAACAAUUUGAAUUGCAAUUAUCUAAUGUGUGAGAUGAAUAACAGUUUAAAUAAAGACUAAUAUAAUCCAUGUAAACGGUGUUCUUAUUGUCCACUUGUCUCUGUGCGCGCCUCAAUCGGGGGAGGGGGGGGGGGGUGUCUGGGUAGAGGUCUGGGUCUGCUGGGCCUCAGUAAGCUCCGCCUCCUGCUCUGCUGAACUACCGUAGUGCGUGUAGCUCCCAUAACAACAGAGGCCCCCGGAGCCGCUCCCAGAGCAGCUAAAUCCAGGGUCAGGUGAGGUUAACCCCCCCCCCCCCCAUCCCCCACACAAAAGAAAACCCACCUCCACGUACCCGACCAGGAUCUGAAGGGGCGAGACUCGGUCAGUCUCACGCGUCGGGGUUCAUAAUCGUGUGUGGGUCGUAAAGCGAUGUUUAAAGUCCAAGACACAAUGCGUUCAUGAGUUAUUGUUUCUUUUUGUUAUUGUUUUUUCUUUUCUUUUUCUUCCUGCUCUUCUGAAGCUACGGUUAACAUGUCACGAUAGAAUUUGUUUUUUCUAAGCAUACAGAUAUGGAAUCGGUGUUCAAAGUGAGGAAAAGCGAUGGGAAUAGAACAAAAGAAAUGGGAAUGUGACGAGGGGGGGGAUGUUUUGUCAAUUUUUUUAAAAAACACAACAAACGAACCCUCUGUAAUGCAAUCUGUUUAGAAUUGGGCCGAAGAAGCCACCUUUUCACCUGCCUUACCUGCAACCACGCCCACCUGACCCAAGUCCUCCCACCACAACGGAUUCAUUGUUAAAUUAUUGACAAAGUGGCCAUUUGCUGAGUUUAUGAAUUAUUGCUUGUAUAUAAAAUGUUUAAAAAAAACACUAAUUGAUGGCAUCGGAGCUGAAGUCUUUUUCUUUUUUCUGUUUUUUUCUUUUCCGCACAAGCAGUUCUGUCCUUGUGUGCGACCAGUAACCUUAAUUUACUGUGUAAAGAUGGUUACAUUUUAUUUUUUUGUAUCUUUUGUUUGUCAGAGACCCAAAUAUAGAAUGUUUCCUGACUGUAUAACCUUAACCGUGAAUUAAGUGUAUUAUACAAACUCAUUUCUUGCUAUAACAAUGUUUUGUACAAUGCUUUUAAAGUUAUUGCUCGGGUUUGAAAAAGACAAAACGGACACAAAAAAAAAAAGUACAAUAAUCCAUUCUUUGUUUUAAUGCUUUUUUGGGGGUUUUUGUUCAACUUAUAGCUGAUGUGUCAUUGUUUCCCCGUGUGAAAUGGUCACAUUAUGUUCCCGGUGUGGACAAAAAAAAAGUAUGCAGAAUUUUUCAGCAGAUCGCGGCUCUACUCGUCUAAGCUUAUAAUGUUAAAAUAAUACAUGUUUCUGGCAUGUGCACGACUUUGCGCUUAUAGGCUAACCUUUUAUCAUUUAUUCUUCUCUCCGCUUCAAAUAGAAAUGUCUAUUUAUGAAUUUUGCUUGUAGUUUUUCACAAAUAAAAUGGUUAAAGUUA
Pseudoliparis swirei is the source of this 3964-nucleotide messenger RNA. It is a transcript of the gene rybpb, whose product is annotated as RING1 and YY1 binding protein b. The record is from RefSeq and is a predicted model, not a curated record. The transcript is spliced from 5 exons. Gene Ontology annotation, cellular component: nucleus. NCBI's taxonomy places the organism in Eukaryota, Metazoa, Chordata, Actinopteri, Perciformes, Liparidae. Gene Ontology annotation, molecular function: DNA binding; transcription coregulator activity. The coding region runs from base 131 to 946 and encodes 271 amino acids. Gene Ontology annotation, biological process: positive regulation of DNA-templated transcription.